This is a messenger RNA of Malassezia vespertilionis, 1587 nucleotides long. RefSeq lists its product as uncharacterized. Gene Ontology annotation, cellular component: membrane. Bases 1 to 1587 code for a protein of 528 amino acids. The record is from RefSeq and is a predicted model, not a curated record. The transcript has 2 exons. Lineage: Eukaryota; Fungi; Basidiomycota; Malasseziomycetes; Malasseziales; Malasseziaceae.
AUGCAGAGCGAUCCACUCGCGCUUUGGACCUACCAUGACGAAGAGAAUAUGGAACACACUUUCUGGCGCUACAAAAUUGAGCUCUCGGUUCUGGAAGUGUCUCAGGUGGUAGCAUACGAAAUUGAUGGGGUAACUGAACAAGCCAAUUUCCACGUACCUGCAAGUGAACAAAACUUCCGCUGGGCCUCGCACUCGUGCAAUGGAUUCAGCAGUAGUAUUGACCCUACUGAGUGGAAUGGCGCGGAUCCAUUGUGGAAUGAUAUGCUGGCGGAACACAAAAAGAACCCGUUCCAUAUUGUUAUGGGCGGUGGGGACCAAAUAUACAAUGAUAAAAUUGUACAGGAGGCAGAAAUUGCUCCUAUUUUUUCGUCCGAGACUAACCACGCCAACAAGUCGCCGUUGACGCCUGAAAUUGCUACUGCCAUUGAUAGGUUUCUCUUCCGCAACUAUACAAAGUGGUUUGGAAGUGGCACAUUUUCCCAAGCAGCAGCUUACAUUCCUAUGGUCAAUAUGUUGGAUGAUCACGACCUUAUUGACGGGUUUGGCACGUACCCAGACGAUCUCAUGAAGUCACCCGUAUUCAAUGCAAUCGGCAGUCGCGGCUACUUUUUCUACCUCCUCUUCCAAAUGUUUAUGAACGACGAGGUGGAUGGAGUGAGCAAUGAGGAUACGUCGGAUCCUAACCCCUCUCCUUUUUCGUCCUUAAUUAUUGGCGGACCAGGUGCCUACAUUCCUUUCCCAACCCACAAUUUGUUGGUAAAGCUGGGCCCUAAGCAGUACAUGCUUUUGCUGGAUUGCCGUGCGCAACGCAAGCUGACGCAAGUGUGUGCAUUGGACACGUACAAGCGCUGCUUCCGGGAGCUUCGUGCAUUGCCGCCUACCGCACAGCAUGUAAUCAUUCAGUUGGGUGUCCCAUUGGCAUAUCCCCGCAUGGUCUUUCUUGAAAACAUUCUAACAAGCCGAUUCAACCCCAUUAUUUAUCUUAUCAAGAAACUCUUACCGUCAUUCACAAACAACUUCAAUGGCCAAGUCGAGUUGCUCGAUGACUUGAACGAUCACUGGUGUGCGGCAAAGCACAAACACGAAAGGAAUGUACUUAUUGAGCGUCUCCAAGAAGUGGCAUUGAAGCAAAAGCUUCGGAUUACCUUCAUUAGUGGCGAUGUGCACGCAGGCGGAUGUGGUUACUUUUACACGGCAAUGAAUACAUCUCCCGCCAAGGACCACCGGUACAUGUUGGCGAUGAUCACAAGUGCUAUUGUUAAUGCCCCGCCUCCAGGCCCGGUCCUAAAACUGAUCAACACACUUGCUGUAAAGAAGCACCGCAGCUUGUUCUCCAUUAAUACAAGGGAACGCAUGCUGCCCAUGUUCAAGAACAAUCCAGAUGGGAGCAAGCAGAGUAAUAAAUACAUAAUCGGUGCACGCAAUUGGUGCGCUGUCGAUUACAUGGAGGAUUCCAACGAACUGAAAUUUGACCUUCGCGUGGAAAAGAGCAAGGGAUCAAGCGAGGUAGAUGUGUACACUGUCAAGGCACCUCCGCCGCUUUUCAGUAAAAAACGGUUCGGGCACCGUGCGAAAGACAAUCAGUAG